Molecule: messenger RNA, 732 nt
Organism: Cooperia oncophora
Lineage: Eukaryota; Metazoa; Nematoda; Chromadorea; Rhabditida; Trichostrongylidae
Source: the annotation of a GenBank genome assembly
AUGGCUUGGUUCCGUCCUCCUCCGCCAGGCACACAACUCAGACCGUGGGUUCCAGACCUCAUCUUCAUCCCGAUUUCACGAGCCAUCGAACGGUUUGGAGUGUUUUUCUACAAUAGGGUCCUCAAUAAAACCGAAAUCGGUCUGUUCGACAAAAGAUGGAACAAGAACAUCCACGGUCCUUACUGCCAUCAUCGGUAUUACGGAAAAUUGGACACCAAGCUCUUCGACGUAAAGCUUGCCGAUCUCCCAGCAUGGUUUGCUCGGCGUGAAAAGACACCAGGUGCUAUGUACAACGAGUUUAUGCGGAACAUAUGGAGGGUCCAUCACAAAUACUACUCUGGUCCUGUAUACGCAAAUACCGUGAAAACGAUCUUCCGUUUCAUCUUCGCAUAUUCGUUCCUGAAUUGGCUGGUGAAAUGUCAUCGCUACUGGGCUGGACUGGACAGAAGUGGAAAAUCGACACAAGCUAAGCGAUUAGCCGAGAAAAUCAACUCAUCUGGGGGUCAAGCUGUGCUGUUUCCGUUCCCUGGUAGGUUCUCCGAGCAAUGGGUUACGGUGAUGGGUUCAUUGAUGAAUAAGAAAGCCUACAUUGCAGACAGAGAGGAGCCAUUUGGUCAGGUUAUUGAUCGAUACCUUAGAAAAGAAAUCGAUCUUUGCGUGACGAGCUCUCGCAACUUGGCUUUUUCGGCUAAUCGUUGGGAAAAAGUAAUUUGGUUUGAGCUGUUUUCUUGA